Messenger RNA from Canariomyces notabilis, 949 nucleotides. Its product is annotated as nascent polypeptide-associated complex, alpha subunit. The record is from RefSeq and is a predicted model, not a curated record. The transcript has 4 exons. NCBI's taxonomy places the organism in Eukaryota, Fungi, Ascomycota, Sordariomycetes, Sordariales, Chaetomiaceae. Gene Ontology annotation, biological process: protein targeting to membrane. Bases 148 to 744 code for a protein of 198 amino acids. Gene Ontology annotation, cellular component: cytoplasm; nascent polypeptide-associated complex.
CUUCCCACCACGGCCUGCCAGUCACUUCUGACCCCCGCAUAUCAAGUGUAGCGGCAUUCAUACAUUAAUUUCGGUGCUAUGGCGUUGGCCGAAGCGAUCAUGUUCGCGAGCUUGGGAAGCUAACAGUCUCUAUCUGUAGCUUUCAAGAUGGCCGAUCCCCGCGUUGAGGAGCUCCCCGAGGAGGAAGCGAAGAAGCCCACUGUCGAGGAGCUUGACGACGAGUCCAGCGAUGAGUCCGAGGCUGAGGCCGGCGAUGCCAGCAUUCCGGCUGGCUCGACUGCCGUGAUCCACUCGCGCAACGAGAAGAAGGCUCGCAAGGCCAUGGAGAAGCUGCACCUCACCCGUGUGCACGGCAUUACCCGCGUCACCCUCCGCCGCCCGAAGAACAUUCUCUUCGUCAUCAACAACCCCGAGGUCUACAAAUCUCCUAACAGCAACACCUACAUUGUGUUCGGUGAGGCCAAGAUCGAGGACGUCAACGCCAGUGCCCAGGCUGCUGCCGCCCAGCAGCUCGCGAGCCAGACUGCUGAGCACGACCACGCCGGCCACGCGCACGACCACAAGCAUGAGCAGGCCAAGGAGGAGGAGGAGGACGAUGGGGAGGAGGUUGACGCUGAGGGUAUCGAAGACAAGGACAUCGAGCUCGUCAUGACGCAAGCCAACGUCUCCCGGAAGAAGGCCAUCAAGGCGUUGAAAGAGAACGACAAUGACAUAGUCAACUCGAUUAUGGCAUUGAGUGUCUAGUAUCGGGAGGCGCUUAAGGUUUGUUCUGUGUUUCGACAUCUACUCUUGGGCAAAAAGUUCGCCAGUGGUACUUGGCGUCGCAGCUUCAUUGCUGGUCAGUUGAACGGCCAAAAUAUACAAGCCGUCGACAGGUUCUCUGCCUACAUAAUGCCCCAAUUCGUGCAUCAAGUGGAUAAAACAUGACCUGGUUAUGAUGCUUUCAGCU